AUGGGAGAACCACAAUGUAAUGACGCACUGGUGAUCUCGUUUCUCUUAAACAACACAAAGAUAAAGCGCGUGCUCGUAGACCCGGACAGCUCGGCCAACGUAAUCAGGUCCGGAGUGAUAGAACAGCUGGGAUUGCUCAAUCAGAUUAGCACCGUUCCUCGAAUCCUCCACGGUUUCAACAUGAUCGGGGAAGAAACAAAAGGAGAAAUCACCCUCCCAAUCAACACAUCUGGCACGACCCAGAGCACCAAAUUUCAGGUCAUCGACGGCGACAUGAGGUACAACUCUUUGCUUGGUAGGCCUUGGAUACACGAUAUGAAGGCAGUGCCCUCUACCUUACACCAGGUGGUGAAAUUCCCCACGAAAAAUGGCAUCACAACAAUACAUGGAGAACAGCGGACGGCAAGAGAAAUGUUCGUGGUUUACCGUGAGCCGUCAACUCCCGCACACUCGGCCUCAAACGAAGAAAAAAGCAUGCAAACCGUCGGGGAUGACGAGGAGGAUUUCUUUGCCCCCCGAACCUUCGUCGCCCCCGAAGAGUCGGACGCGACCAAAUCAACGAUCGAAUAA
Molecule: messenger RNA, 570 nt
Organism: Nicotiana attenuata
Lineage: Eukaryota; Viridiplantae; Streptophyta; Magnoliopsida; Solanales; Solanaceae
Exons: 1
Coding region: 1-570 (189 amino acids)
Source: RefSeq, a predicted model, not a curated record